Molecule: messenger RNA, 267 nt
Organism: Babesia ovata
Lineage: Eukaryota; Apicomplexa; Aconoidasida; Piroplasmida; Babesiidae
Product: ATP-dependent RNA helicase mss116, putative
Exons: 1
Coding region: 1-267 (88 amino acids)
Source: RefSeq, a predicted model, not a curated record
AUGGAACACUCUCUCCAGUAUGGUCAGGCACACCUUGGCGCAGUUGCGGCCCUCGGUGGAAAGGACAGUUUCGGAGGAUGUGUCACCUGGUUUUUUAGUUUCCUCCCACGUUACCGUUUUCCCGCUAUAAGCGUUCACAUACGCGUGUCGGAGUUGCUCGGUGAAUUUGGUCAUGCCGGCCUUGAGGGCGUCGAGGAGAAGCGGGUUGUGGAAGCCGUGGAAGUUGGAGGGGGAGAGGGAAGUGACUUGGGAUUUGAGAUUUUCUAG